Paramisgurnus dabryanus is the source of this 3508-nucleotide messenger RNA. RefSeq names its product 5-hydroxytryptamine (serotonin) receptor 2A, genome duplicate a (gene htr2aa). Gene Ontology annotation, molecular function: G protein-coupled serotonin receptor activity; neurotransmitter receptor activity. Gene Ontology annotation, biological process: chemical synaptic transmission; serotonin receptor signaling pathway; response to xenobiotic stimulus. The record is from RefSeq and is a predicted model, not a curated record. Gene Ontology annotation, cellular component: plasma membrane; dendrite. Lineage: Eukaryota; Metazoa; Chordata; Actinopteri; Cypriniformes; Cobitidae.
CAGCGAGGAGAAGAUUUUACUUAACAGACAGAACAAACAAACAGUGCUUACAGAAAUGCUUGGAUUAUGGAAACAUCACUCCUUCUCUUAUAUUUUUCAUAUCCUCUGCUUUUUUGAUGAUAGAAAAAGACACACGUUGAGUUUAAAGCUGUAGCAGGACUUCAGAAGUACAUCUACACAAGACAGAAUGAAACGAACAUCUGAGCGCAUGCUUUCAUGAAAGAUGCCAUGAGAGAAAGAAGGACACCUCACUCAUCUUGUGACUGAACUUGCGAGGUAACACACUUAUGUGCAUUUUGCGAGUCUUUAAAUGAUAAUCAGGGACAUUAUGAACUUGCAUGCCAACAUUUCAAAACUCGUGCCAAAAACCUCUUCAAAUUCUUUUGACGCCUGGACGUCCAGCCCAGACAACAUCCUGGGUCAUGCGGUCCAUAACAGUUCGAUUGGCUGUAACAGAAGCUUGGCUGAAACAGAAGCAUCUAUCUUUCUUAAUCUAUCAAGCAGUGGAACUUCCAGCGAAUGGACAGAAUGGCAAAGGUGCAAUGCAGAGACAAACAAGCAGGAGUUAGUUCGGAAAAACUGGGCUGCAUUAUUGAUUUUGGUUGUGGUUAUUAUUACGGUGGCUGGGAACAUCUUAGUAAUCAUGGCUGUCAAUCUAGAACGAAAGCUGCAAAAUGCCACCAAUUACUUCCUCAUGUCACUGGCAGUGGCAGAUAUGCUACUGGGACUUCUGGUCAUGCCUGUCUCCAUGGUGACCAUUGUGUAUGGUUACUCGUGGCCCCUCCCUGCUGCACUGUGUCCCAUGUGGAUCUACCUGGAUGUUCUCUUUUCUACUGCUUCUAUCAUGCACCUGUGUGCCAUCUCCCUGGACAGAUACGUGGCCAUACGCAACCCCAUCCGACACAAUCGAUCAAACUCCCGUUCUCGAGCCCGGGCAAAGAUCACUGCGGUCUGGACGAUCUCUGCGGGGAUCUCUAUGCCAAUCCCAGUGCUGGGUCUGAGAGAUCACACCAAAGUUUUCAAAGAUGGCAGCUGCCUAUUGACUGACAACUCCUUUGUGUUGAUUGGCUCCUUUGUGGCCUUCUUUGUGCCAUUGAUCAUUAUGGUGGUGACCUACUUCCUGACUAUCAGUGCUCUGCAGAGCGAGACUACGCUAUGUUUAGACCAGCUGGUACCCAGGCCAAGAUGGAGUGCUGGGUUUACCCUAAACUUUCUUCCUGGCCCUGCAUUCUCCCCUUCGGAGAAAAAACUAAUCUUUCGGCGAUCAAUAAGCCGCGAGACGGGGGUGGAGUCCGGGGUAUCGACUCCUCCUUUCGGACGCCAUGGCGUGCAGUCAAUCAAUAAUGAGCAAAAGGCCUCGAAAGUUCUGGGUGUGGUCUUUUUCCUGUUUGUGGUCAUGUGGUCUCCGUUUUUCAUCACUAACGUUUUGGCGGUAGUUUGUGAGCCAAUGGCGUGCGACGCUGAUGUCAUGAAUAGACUGUUGAAUGUGUUUGUGUGGGUAGGUUACCUGUCCUCUGCUGUCAAUCCCCUGGUCUACACGCUCUUCAACAAGACUUACCGUUCAGCCUUUGCCAGAUACAUUCGAUGUCAGUUUCACGAGGAGAGGAAACCGCUGCAGCUAAUUCUGGUCAACACCAUUCCACCACUGGCAUAUCAGUCCACACACCUGCCACUCACAGGAUCAAUAGGAAAUGGAGAUUUCUCGCUGCCUCGGUCCAGUAAACACCACCAUCUGUCCAACAGCAACAAAAAUGAGAGUGUUAGUUGCAUGUGAAUUCAAUAUACAAACUCACAGAAUGCCAACUUUAAUCCCAGACCGGACUAACAAUGACAUUAUUUUCUUCUGUUUUAUUUUCAUGUUCGGCAUUAUCUCCACAGUACCUCUAAAGAAAGCAGCUUACAUUGGCAACAAGGUCUAAAGGAUAUCAAUAUCCUACACUGACAAACAAAUGGCAUUACGGUCCCUGGGUUUAUCGCUGGGACAUCAAAGACCUCAUCUCACCUGACCUCAUCAUCUGCCCAACUGAAAAGAUCAGCAUAGGUUUUCACCAGCAUAUGUUGUAGUAUCCAUGAUGGGAUGUUGGUGUGCUUCAUAACUAGUUUGACGUGUCGUGCUGAUCAACCAGCUCCAGCUACAGUAUGUUUUGAUGGUGAACAGCAUGAUGAUUCGAGUCUAUCAACUAGAUAUGCACAAAACCAGAACUAACCAUCAUAAGCCAUCUUGGACCAGCAUGGAUAUUUUUGUCUAAACUGAUCUUUUGAGUUGGGUGAUUUGAAACGAAGGAAUAAAAUCCCUUGAGUUAUGAACUUGUAUAUAAAUGUUGAGUAAGAGUCUUGGUAUGAUGUCCAAAUGUUUAUUUUUUAUGUAGCACUUUAUAUUUAAGAAGGUAGACUCUAGACUUACUGUAUUGGAGCUCAGUGAUGUUUUGUUUACAUUGUCUGGUUUUUGAAAAAUAAGUCUUGAUAAAAUUGAGUAAACCUUGUGAUGUAACGUUUUGUAUUCGGUCAAAGGAUUUUGAUGCUGUAGACUCAUUCAUACAGUAUGACUUGACUUAUGUAUGGCUGGUUUAUCACAAAAGCAAACAUUUAUAUUAAAUGAAUGCAGACAGAAAUGCUCUCCGGAAGCACAAAACCAAUUCAUGUAAUGUCUACAACGUGCACACACUUUCAAAUAUAAUACCAAGAUAAAAUUUCGUUUCCUAAAUGUUGUUUUUGGACUCACACACUGACUUUAAGAGUUUACAGAAAAAAAAAUUUUGAAAGUUUUUUCCGUAAAGUUUCUUUCUCUCAAAAUGAAAACCAACAAAACAUGCAAUUUGAAAUUUGGACCCAUCAAAAACUAUUUUAAAGAUAAAGACCACAUUUUAGUGUGCCACUUAUAUUCAUAUUGAUUGAGUAAUGGUCGAAUCAGUCACUCUCAACAGUUGUUUUUAUCAAAAAUUUAAAGUUUUACCAGAACACCGGGAGGUUCCUGGUUUGGGAAAAUCCUGUUACUUUUGUAUUUAGACAACGCAGUUGUCAACACGGAGAAAUCUCUGGAACGUCAUUGAAUCUUAGGAAAAGCAUCAGGUUAAGAUCUCUUCACUUUGUGAAUACGUCUGAUCUAUUUUUGAUUCUUUCAUCAGAAUUGAAAGUGGCGUUGUUGUUGUUGUUAUGGUGACCGUCAUAAAUUUGUUUGCAGACAGUGAAUGACUCAUCUCUGUAUCUGAGUGGAUAAUUAUACCUGGCUAAUAUGUUUAUAUGUGCAGUGCCCUUUUUUCCAACAUAUCAGAAAAUUAUAUUGUACCGGCCUGACCACUACAGCUGUACAUAAACAUUUUGACUUCAGGACUCACUGUUCUUUAAGGUUGUUUUUGUUUUCUGCCUUUGUAUUUAUCAUAUUAAAUAUCAAAUGUUAAAUCAGUGCUUGACCUGAGUGGUCAUAACCUGUCUCUAUUAUGAGUGGUCAAGACAUUGAUUUACAUUCAGCAACAGUGCACAAUCCCUCCUGUGUAUAACUCAAGGUGAA